AUGUAUAAUUCCGCAUUAUCAUUUACUUCAUUAGGCGCAAACAUUGAUGAAACUAUAACAGGAACUAGAGAUAAAAUAUUGAAUAAUGUUAAUCCAUAUGUUAAAACAUUUCACCAAGCAAGUAAUAUGUUAAGAUCGAAUCAAUUAUUAAAUAUGAAAAUAGUAAUUACAGAUUGCAGAAUAAUAGAUCCCCGAUAUUACAAUACUCUAAGAGCAGUAGAAUUUGCAGUUAUUAUGGUUUGA
Molecule: messenger RNA, 243 nt
Organism: Funneliformis mosseae
Lineage: Eukaryota; Fungi; Glomeromycota; Glomeromycetes; Glomerales; Glomeraceae
Source: the annotation of a GenBank genome assembly